GUGCCAUUAGUCCAUAGACAGAGGAGAAGAAAAUUAAAUUGCAACAUGAGAAACAAUCCCAUCUUAAAUCCUCUAUUAAUACCCACCCUUUCCUCCUCAUCCACGGCAAAAAGCGAGAUAUCUAUCUAUUUAUCGUUCUUUCUUAGAACUUAGCGGCCUUACAUACAUUUAAAGGGUUGGGGAGAGAGUAUAGAGUGCUCUUCAUGGGAGUGCUUCUGGACGGUGAACGAAGAAGAAACAAGAUUUUUAUUUAUCUUUGAUUAAACACCAUACCAAUAAUCAUUAUGUGUAAUCCAGACGCCAACAACACUACCCUUAGUCUUUCUACCUUAACUGAGAAACAAUCACAAACCCAUCCCUACUUGGAUAUUUUAUCACUCCCAAACACCAUAAAAGACCUGGAAAAUCUCAAAACGAAUCCACCACCACCAUCGCCGGAAAUAUUAUAUCCUUCCGUUUCGGAUAUAAUAUCAGAGACAAAAUCACUCUUUAAACUCGCCUUCCCUAUAGCCCUAACCGCUCUCAUUCUCUACUCUCGGUCUAUCGUCUCUAUGCUCUUUCUUGGCCAUCUAGGUGACUUUGAACUCGCCGGUGGUUCACUUGCUAUUGCUUUUGCUAAUAUUACCGGUUACUCUGUUCUUUCUGGUUUAGCUUUGGGUAUGGAGCCUCUUUGUUCUCAGGCUUUUGGCGCUCAACGUCCAAAACUCCUUUCUGUAACCCUUCAUCGGUCUGUGAUUUUCCUUUUAAUUUCAUCAAUACCCAUAUCUUUUCUAUGGCUUAACAUGUCGAAAAUCCUUCUCUCGCUUCACCAAGAUCCCAACAUCACGAGUCUUGCUCACACUUAUUUGCUCUUCUCUCUUCCUGACCUUUUAACAAACUCUUUCAUCCAUCCAAUCCGCAUUUACCUUCGCGCUCAAGGUAUCACCCACCCUUUAACUUUAGCAUCCCUCGUCGGCACCAUUCUUCAUUUACCUUUCAAUCUUUUACUCGUCAAUCAUUGGAAGUUCGGAGUCUCCGGCGUCGCAGCCGCAGCCGCCGCUUCUAACUUUUUUGUGCUCCUGUCUUUAGUUUCUUACGUGUGGGUUUCUGGUUUACACGAGCCGACGUGGACUAAGCCGAGCCGAGAAUGUUUCGCUGACUGGAAGCCGCUUAUUCGGCUAGCAGCUCCUAGCUGUGUGUCAGUUUGUUUGGAGUGGUGGUGGUAUGAGAUCAUGAUUGUUUUAUGUGGCCUUUUAUCAAACCCCAAAUCAACGGUUGCUUCUAUGGGCAUCUUGAUACAAACGACGUCGUUGAUUUAUGUUUUCCCUAGUUCACUCGGUUUUGCUGUUUCCACCCGGGUGGGAAACGAACUCGGUGCAAACCGUCCUCACAAGGCGAAAUUAUCCGCUGUGGUUGCGGUUUUCAUUUCAGCCAUGAUGGGCCUCACAGCUUCCACGUUCGCAUCGGGAAUGAGGUAUAGGUGGGGCCAAAUAUUCACGAGCGACGGAGAUAUCCUACGGCUGACGUCGGCUGCACUGCCGAUCCUAGGGUUAUGCGAGCUAGGUAACUGUCCGCAAACAGUAGGGUGUGGCGUCCUGAGAGGAAGUGCACGCCCGUCUAGCGCGGCUAACGUGAACCUCGGCGCGUUCUAUCUGGUAGGCAUGCCAGUGGCUAUUGGACUUGGGUUUUGGUUAGGUGUUGGGUUUUGUGGGCUCUGGCUCGGUCUACUAUCAGCACAAGUUUGUUGUGCGGGGCUCAUGCUGUACGUUGUGGGGUCCACCGACUGGGAUUUUGAAGCUAAGAGAGCUCAAAUGCUAACUUGCCUCGGCUGUGAUAAUCGGAGAUUACUCAGUGAAGACAACACAGAAGAAGAAGAGCAUAAAUUGAUUGUGGCCUGGUCCUGAUAGCCUAGCGUAUGUGGUUUAAAUGUAGAACCGUUGCCUGUUUUUUGUAAUUUUUUUGCCCUUAUGGGUUUAUUUGUGAAUUAUUUAUUUAUUUAUUUAUUUAUUUUUGGGCUGGGAGAGAGAAGUAUGCAUGAAGAAUAUACAGAAGAAAAAUUACCACUAAUUAAUUAAUGUUAUAUAUUUA
Messenger RNA from Jatropha curcas, 2067 nucleotides. RefSeq names its product protein DETOXIFICATION 52. Gene Ontology annotation, molecular function: antiporter activity; xenobiotic transmembrane transporter activity. Gene Ontology annotation, biological process: xenobiotic detoxification by transmembrane export across the plasma membrane. Lineage: Eukaryota; Viridiplantae; Streptophyta; Magnoliopsida; Malpighiales; Euphorbiaceae. The record is from RefSeq and is a predicted model, not a curated record. Gene Ontology annotation, cellular component: membrane.